Messenger RNA from Leucoraja erinaceus (little skate), 5832 nucleotides. Its product is annotated as interferon-induced protein with tetratricopeptide repeats 5-like. Gene Ontology annotation, biological process: defense response to virus. Gene Ontology annotation, molecular function: protein binding. The record is from RefSeq and is a predicted model, not a curated record. Gene Ontology annotation, cellular component: cytosol. The coding region runs from base 127 to 1602 and encodes 491 amino acids. Lineage: Eukaryota; Metazoa; Chordata; Chondrichthyes; Rajiformes; Rajidae. The transcript is spliced from 2 exons.
GAGUUUCUAUCCAGCAACAGGAAAAGACUGAGGGAGGAAAUCAUUUCCUGCAACACCUUCUCAAUCGACUCAACAGUAAAAGUGCAGCUAAAGCUGUGAACAGAAAUUCAAAGAGCUUUGUAUCUAAUGAACACCAUGAGCAAAACAGUGAGGGAUUUGUUAAAGGAGAAGCUCGAUCAGCUUCAGUGUCACUUCACGUGGGGCCCACAGAAGGAGACCAUUGACCUGGAUGAUAUGGUGUACAGAUUACAAGAUUCUAUAGAUCUGAAUUUGAAGUAUAAGGCCAGGUCCUACAACCAACUCGCUUUUGUAAACUGCCUGCAAGGCAACAGUGAGGAAGCUAUUCAAAACUUACAGGAAGCUGAAAAGAUUCUGAGGGAGAACCACAAAGAUGCAUUUGAAAGAAGAAGCAUCAUCACCUAUGGAAACUAUGCCUGGGUGCAUUACCACAUGGGACAACUGGACAAGGCCCAGUCCUACCUCGACAAGCUGGAGAUGAUCUGUAAACCACUCACAGAUGGUCCUCGCUAUACAGCAAUGACACCUGAAGUGUAUGGGGAGAAGGGGUGGUCAUUGUUGAGAUCGGCAGCUCAACACUAUGAGGAGGCUAUGAAAUGUUUUGAGAAAGCUCUGGAGGAAGAUCCUGACAAUACAGAAUGGAUCAUGGGCUAUGCAACAGUUCUGUUUCGUCUGGAAUCAAUGCCAGGGAAACACAAAAGUAGUCAGAGCAUGAGUCAUCUGCGACGUGUUCUGGAGCUUGAUCCAGAUGAAUCUUUGGCCAUGGUGAUGUUGGCCCUAAAACUGCAACAGGACAAGCAAAAGAAGGAAGCAAAUGAAUUAGUUGAACGAGCUUUACAGAAAAGCCCUGAUGUUCCAAAAGUGCUUCGUAAUGCUGCAAAAUUUUACAGACGAGAACGAGCUGUGGAAAAGGCAAUUGAGCUGCUGGAAAAAGCAUUAGGAAUCACUCCAAUGAACAGUGUCCUUCACGACCAAAUAGGUAUGUGCUAUAAUGUGCAACUACUUGAACUGUUCCAAAAUCCAUUGAGCUCUGAUCCACAAUAUCCUGAAUUUCAACAGAAAAUGGUGUUGAUCAAUCAUUGCAAACAUCACUUUGGAAAGGCAUUUGAACACCGUCCAAAGACUGCUACUAAAUCACAACUAGAUUAUGCAGACAUCUGUAUAAGAAAUGGAGAGUAUUCCGAAGCAGCAGAGGUCUACAGCAAACUGCUGAAGUUAGAGGGCAUUCGUCCAGAAAAUAUGCAGAAAAUAUAUUUACAGGCUGGCGCAUUUGAAAUGUACCGGAGAAAGUCUGAUUUAAAUGCUGUCAACUUGUUGCAGAAAGGACUGAAGAUUAAAAAUAACACACAUGACUGGAAAUUGUGUUAUAAACAUUUGGACAAGUGGGUAAACAGGAAGCUUUGCAGGGAUGCACAUGACAGCAAGGCCCUUGGUGUCAAAGGAUUUCUGCAUCAGAUGGAUGGGCACAAGUCUGAAGCUAUUGAAUACUUUGAAAAGGCUUUGGAAUUUGAUCCCAGCAAUGAAGAAUAUCUCAGUGCUCUUUGUGAAUUACGCCUUUCAUUUGAAGAGCAUCAUGAACUUUGAAAGAUGCAAUACUUUCAUCUGACCCAAGAAAAGAAUGAAUGUGGUGUUUGUUUCACUAAUUAUAUUCUGUUCUCACCUUCUCCAAUUGGGAACUGUACGCAUGAAGGUGACAUUUUUAAAGAUGACCUUGUUGUAAUACUAUCUAACCUAUGUGGUUCUUAGAAGAAUAAUGACACUUUUGUUUCAUUGAAACCUAGAAAACAGGUGCAGGAGUAGGCCAAUUGGCCCUUCAAGUCAGCACCACCAUUCAAUAUGAUCAUGGCUGAUCGUCCAAAAUCAGUACCCUGUUUUGGCUUUUUCCACAUAUCCCUUCAUUCCCCUAGCCCGAAGAGCUAAAUCUAACUCUCUUGAAAACAUCAAGUGAAUUGGCCUCCACUGCCUUCUGUGGCAGGGAAUUCCACAGAUUCACAACUCUCUGCAUGAAAACGUUUUUCCUCAUCUCAAUCCUAAAUGGCCUACCCCUUAUUAUUAAACUGUAAGCACUGGUUCUGGACACACCUCGGAUCGGGAGCAUUUUUCCUUCAACUACCCUGUCCAAUCCUCUAAGAAUUUUACAUGUUUCCAUAAGAUCCCCAUUUUCAAAUUUUCAGACGACGCCACCGUUUUUCCACAAAGCCUUCAACCUCCUUGUCUAAAUCAUUAAUAUACAACAUGAAGAGUAGUGGCCCCAGCACCGACCCUUGCAGAACUCCACUAGUCACUUGAAAAGGCCCCGUUUAUUGCCACUCUUUGUCUUCUGCCUUCCAGCCAACCUGCUUUCCAUGCUAGUAUCUGCACUUUGAUACUGUGGGCUCUCAUCUUCCUAAGCAGCCUAACGUGUGGCACCUUAUCAAAGGCUUUCUGACAAUCCAAGUAAACAGCAUCUACUGAAUCUCCUUUGUCUAUCCUGCUAUUUACUUCAAAGAAAUCCAGCAAAUUUGCCAAGCGAGAUCGCCUCAUCACAAAGCCACGCUGACCAGCCUAUUUUAGCGUGAACUUUUUUUUCUUUUUUAAAUCUUUUUAUGCGUUUUUUUCAAAGGCAAAAACAAAAGAACAAAAAAGUAAUGAUAAAAAUAACAGUGAUAUUGAUACAUAAGCGUUACAUUAAUGGCAGGUAUAACCUAAAUAUGAGUCCAGUGUCAAUAUACACAUUGAAUAUAGACCUCCCAGUCUCUAUGCAAAUAUAGUUAAGUAUUUAACAGAGAACUUACACGUAUAAAAACAAAAAGAUAAAAAGAAAAAAGAGAAAAAACAAAAAAAUAAACCCCCCCUAAACUAAAGAAGAAAAUAAAGCAAAGCAAAACAGAAUCUGGUCUGCAAAGUGUUUCAACAAUUUAAGUCCUUGUUUGUCGUCAAAUCCGUUCCACCGUAUACCAGUAAAAAAUAAAUUAUUAUAACAGUUGGAGAGGGGACAAUUUAUGUCGUAUGAAAAUGUUGAAUAAAACUUCCCCAAGUCCUAUCAAAUUUAACCAAGGGUUCAACAAUGCCACUCCUGAUUUAUUUCUAAAUUUAAACAUGAUAUCUAUACUGGACUCGCUGGAUGUCCCUAUCCAGCUAUCUAGCAAGUUAAACAAUUAAUCCAAUAAAGACCCGUAGACACGAGAUGUUGUUGAUUCUUUACUGUAUUCAACUGUGAACUGUAACAUACAAGCAGAAAGGGAAACCGCAUAUUUAGUAACGUUAUACACUUGGUAUAGAAACAUAAACUAUGAUGCCACCACUAAAUACAAUGCUGUUAUGUAAGAAACCAGCCAGGGCACAUGAAACAUUCUUAACUAUUAAUAAUAGCAAUCCUGCACAAUAACGUAUAAAGUUGCUGUUACUCAAACAUGAUUACUCACAGACAAUGCGUCUAACAAACUGGUGCGGUGGGAUGGCAGUAAAUUACACACUAGAAUUACAGUCUGCACCAUGCGGUAGUGUCCCUGAGCUGGGCUUCCUGGUCUAUGACAACUUCCUGCCUAACAGGAAAGGUAACUCAAAGCUGUAGGAACCUGAACAUCUAGCAGGUGGCAUUAAUACCUGUAAACAGAAAGUGGUCCAGCACAAUAUCGUUUAUGAAUACCAAUGGAGUGUGGUCGGAGGGUUGGAAUCUUUCCAUUUAAAUGAAAUAGAUCUUCUGGCAAUUAAUGUGGUAAAAGCAAUCAGCUGAAGGGUGGAACGGGACAGAUGGAUAUAAUCUAACAUUGGCAGCCCAAAAACUGCAGUAAUAGGAUGAGGUUGUAAAUCAAUACCGAAAACUACAGAAAUAUCAAAAAUCUAUUUCCAAUAUUUUUCCAAAAGUGGGCAGGACCAAAACAUAUGGGUCAGUGAGGCUACUUCAGAAUUACAUCUGUCACAGGUAGGAUUUAUUUGACGAUAAAAUCAAGCUAACUUAUCUUUUGACAUAUGAGUUCUGUGAACCACCUUGAAUUGUAUCAAAGUGUGUCUUGCACACAUUGAGGGAGUAUUAACUAAUUGAAGAAUCCUCUCCCAUUUCUCUAUAGAUAAAGAAAAUUGAAGUUCUCUUUCCCAGUCAUUCUUAAUUUUAUCAAAUGUACCUUUUUUUAAUUUCAAAAUCAACUCAUAAAUAGUCGUUAUUAAGCCCUUCUGAUAAGGAUUAAAUAUAAAAAUUUUGCCAAGAUAUCGGUUUGAUGUGGUAACGUAAAAAAGGGUGGAGUUGCCCUCAAAAAAUGUCUAAUUUGUAAAUAUCUAAAAAAAUGUGAGUUAGGUAAAUUUUAUUUAUUGGAGAGUUGUUCAAAAGACAUAAAACAACGAACCGAAAACAAAUCACGAAAAGCUACUAAUCCCUUCCUCUUCCAUAACAGAAAGGCUUGAUCAGUGCUAGAAGGUUGGAAGAAAAAAUUAGAUAUGAUAGGACUCGAUAUAAUAAAAUCAUUCAAUCCAAAAAACUUACAAAAUUGAAACCAUAUUCAGUGUAUGUCUUAAUAUUGGGUUGGUCGUGUAUUUAUUCAAUCUCAUAAUUGCAAAAGGUAACGAGGCCCCUAGAAUAGAAGCCAAUGAUAGCCCUUGCGUAGAAUCACGUUCAAGAUUUAUCCAUCCUGGACAUUGGGUAUCUUCUAAAUCUUUUGUCCAAAACAUUAAAUAGCGAGCAUUAACUGCCCAAUAGUAAAAUCUAAGGUUUGGCAGUGCCAAACCACCAACUUUUUCUGAUUUCUUUAUGUAUUUAAGUCUGGAAUUUUUAUUCUGCCAUAUAUAUAAGGACAUUUUGGAGUCAAUAAUAUCAAAGAAAGAUUUAGAAAUAAAAAAAUUGUUAUUGUCUGAAAUAAAUAUAAAAAUUUAGGUAAGGUAAACAUUUUAAUAGCAUUGAUUCGGCUUAUUAGAGAUAAGGACAUUGGUGACCAUUUAGUGCAGUGGUUCUCAAAUGGGGGUACGCGUACCCCCGGGGGUACGUGAAGGCACUCCAGGGGGUACGUGAGAUUUUAAAAUAUAGGCCUACAUAUACAGGGCCGGCCUUGGGAUGUGCGGUGCCCAAUUGGGAACAAUUUUGGUGGGCCCCAGGUUCCCAGCCAAGGUGUGUCAGCCCAGUUAUUUAGUAUAUAUUAUGAAAUUGUACACUAGGUGCUAUGGAUUAUACACUGUGUGAAUCUCUCCUGCUCCCUCCCGUUUGACUGUCAGUAGCUCCGCUGGCUUCCAACCUUUACCGUAGCUGCUAAUUACCAUUAAACUGCAUUAUGUGAUUGGACACAAUGCCCUUGGAGACAGCGGCUGAUUGGACGGGAGGAGACCUAUUUGUUGAUUGGACGGGUAUUUUAAAGAAAGCUGGUUGGUGAUUGGAUGCAACCCCCUUAGAGACCGCAAUUGAUUGGCCGCCAAAUAAAAUGGUCAAAUCUGUAACAUAAAUCGCUGGUCAGUGCGAACUCAGUAGACUAUCUGGUUGUAUCUCCAAACUAAACAGUAUAACAUACAGGUACAUUCAUUUAAAAUUAAAGUCAGUGAUGAUUUCACAUGAUUUCUUACUGUGUAAAGCUCAAUAUCUGACCAAUUUCUGUUUAACACGUUUUUAUAAUAAUAAUAAUAAUAAUAAUAAGUUUAUUUAUAUAGCACAUUUAUAGUCAAUUUUCAUUGACCCCAAAGUGCUUUACAUAAUUUAAAAAUCAGUUGCAUACAAAGCAUAAAGAUGGGUUAACUAAAUAAUAAAAUGCAUAAACAGGACACAACAUGUAACAUAAACAUCCACCACAGCAUUCAUCACUGUGGUGGAAGGCACAAAAAAUUUUGGCCGUCCUCCUCCAUUCCCCCCCCCCCCCU